This is a messenger RNA of Naegleria lovaniensis, 885 nucleotides long. RefSeq lists its product as uncharacterized. The transcript has a single exon. Gene Ontology annotation, molecular function: protein binding. The coding region runs from base 1 to 885 and encodes 294 amino acids. NCBI's taxonomy places the organism in Eukaryota, Heterolobosea, Eutetramitea, Acrasida, Naegleriidae. The record is from RefSeq and is a predicted model, not a curated record.
AUGAAAAAACUCUCUCACUUCAUUUCAUCAUUGGGAAACAGUCAUCAUAACACUCAUGAUCUCGAAAACUCUCUUUCAUCAUCCUCGUUUUCAUUCUCUUCCUCCGAAAUGGUCAAUCAUCUUGUCAAUGCAAUGAAUGAAACCUCACAACAUUCGGUUCAAGAAAUUUCCGAACAAAUUGGAUUUACAUUUCCAAAAGAAGAAUUUAAAUUAGGACCAGUGCCAGAUGAUGUUAUUUUUCAUGUGUUUUAUUUUGUGGACUUGACGUUUGUAGUGAGUGUUGCUGCCAAGGUGUGUGUGCAGUGGUUACGUGUUUCACAACGAAUGGUUGGAAAGAGAGUUGAUUUGACAAGUGACAAGAAUUGGUCGAACAGUUUACUGCAAGAAUGUGGUAGAAGUGUCACGAUAUUUUUGAACAUGAUGUCCAGUAGUGAAGCAUUUUCAACCAUCACCGAGUUGAAUCUGUCAAAAUCUCGUAUUGGAUUUGAAGGUUUGAAACUUUUCUGUCACUGCUCAUUUCUUCCAAAAUUGAAAAUUUUAAAUUUACAUGAUAACAAUUUAGGUAAUGAAGGAAUUGAAUUAUUAAUGAUGAAACCUGUAGAGAAUUUAGAAUUCCUGGAUGUGUCUCUAAAUCAUUUUGGAAAACUUGGACUUCAAGCCAUUACUUCUAGUCCACACUUGAAAAAUUUAAAAACUCUUCAUUUAAAUCAUAAUCUUUUGGCAAGUGAAGGUAUUUCAGAAUUGUGUAAGAAUAGUGGUGAAUGGAUUCAACAUUUAGAAUCUCUGGAUUUGAGUUCUUGUGGAAUGAUUUGGGAAAAUGAUUAUACGACUCUUCUUGCGUGUGAAAAAUUCAAAUUUAAAAGAAUUAUCAUUGAGAGGAAAUAA